GAAAAGUAACAAGUCACCCCAUUCGAAGAAUCUCCAGUACCUGAUGAGAAAAUGACGAAAUUAUCUAUAAAAGAAAAGCCUUUAACAUAAGCAACUUCUCUGCAACAAAUUAUUUACAAACACAUAAUCAGAGAGACAUAUGCAUGCAGGCAUAUAUUAAUAUAUACUGCAUCAUCUCUAUAGAAUAUAAACUAGCAUCCUGCCUCCAUUUGAUACAGAUACAGAGAGGAAAGACAUGCACAAAGACGACGAAUCGGGUUCAAGUUCGGGUUCGAAUCCGGGUCACGGGUCGAACUACUUGAUUGUUCGGCCUCACCGAGGUGGGUACAGGGACUUGCUUCGGUACGGUGUGAGAGGAGACGAAACGAGCAAAGAAAAGUUCCUGGAAUGGCCUGAUGAGUACAGGAGCAGGAGCACGAUGGAGAUUGACGAGGAAGCGAAAGAUCACCGUUGGGUAAUCGUGGUUUCGAUUCUGGUCCGCAAGAUCAUCGGACUUCUCCGAACGCCUAUGGAAUACACAGGGUUCUUCGUUGACUUUUUCCUCAAUCUCUGGUCUGCGAAUGGUGGCUUCUUCGGCUUGCUUCUCGGGUUGGUUCAAGCGAAAAUUGUGAUACCAGAGAGAGGCUCUGUGGCGUUUAUAAGUACAAUUGGGCAUCUUGAUGGGCGAAUUGAUCUGUACAAGGGUUGGAAUUUCGUCGACCAGUUGGUGAGCAUAGACUCGGUUCAUUCCGGUUCUUCUGGGAGGGCUAGACUCGAACCGGGAAGUCGUGGGCUUAUGGAUUUGUGUGUGAUGGCGUCGAAGCUUGCGUAUGAGAACGCCAAGGUUGUUGAAAACGUCAUGAAUCUGGUGGAGUUCUUGGAUUGUUGGAAUGAAUAUCAGAAGCAGUUGUCUACACAAGUAUUUAUACUUACGGAUAAGCAGAAAGAUGCAAACUUGAUACUAAUAAGCUUCAGAGGCACUGAGCCGUUUGAUGCAGAUGAUUGGGGAACCGAUUUCGACUAUUCUUGGUACGAAAUCCCAAAUGUGGGAAAGCUUCACAUGGGUUUCAUCGAAGCCAUUGGUUUAGGUACCAGAGACGACACUCCCACUUUCAAUUACCAUCUUUUAGACCAAGACUCCUCCGAGGAAGCGAUCCAUGAGAAGAAUCUCCCGGAGAUGGGAAAGAGAAGCGCCUAUUACGCUGUUCACAAAACUCUGAAACGUUUGCUUUCGGAACACGAAAACGCCCAGUUUGUAGUCACAGGUCACAGCUUAGGAGGUGCUUUAGCGGUACUGUUCCCGACAUUGCUGGUGUUGAAAGAGGAGACAGAGAUGAUGAAGAGGCUCCUUGGAGUUUACACGUUUGGACAACCGAGGAUCGGAAACAGAGAGAUCGGUAACUUCAUGAAAGAUCAACUGAAUCACCCUGUGGACCGGUACUUUCGAGUUGUAUACUGCAACGAUCUUGUCCCGAGAUUGCCUUACGACGACAAAACUUUCCUCUAUAAGCAUUUCGGACUCUGUCUUUACUACGACAGCUUCUACAACGAGACGAAAGUAGAGGAUGAGCCGGAUCCGAACCCUUACGGUCUGCGUUAUGAGAUUCUUGGUCAUGUAAACGCGGUUUGGGAGUUGGUUAGAGGCUUGACAAUGGGAUACAUUCAUGGACCAGAUUACAAAGAAGGAUGGUUUAGGAUCUUGUUUAGGCUCAUGGGGCUGUUGAUUCCAGGUCUGUCGGAUCAUUGCCCGACUGAUUACGUUAACUCGGUUAGGCUUGGACCGGAUUAUGACCUUCAGAUGUCCCCUCUUUGAAGAGUGUGCUCUGUUUUUGAAUCAGAACUUGGUUCUUGAAAUAAAAUCCGGAACUCAGUUAGUUUGUAAAAUGAAAUAAGCUGAGUAUACGGUUUGUUUUGUUUUUUGAGCUUGAUGAGCCAAUAAAAGAAGUUAAAUUUCCAAAACUAAAGUUUUAUUCUCCUUAUUAUAUUGUUAUUAUCUUUGCAUUGGGUACAGGUACAACCAGAGGCAAACAUCAAACAAGAAGGCGAUCUUAGAUCAUAGAUGAAACCAAAGAGACUACUUUGGCCAAAACGAAACUAAACCCAAAUCUUCCCAAAGAUUUCAAACUGUGAAACUCCUUUUCUUGCAUAAAAUCGUCCAUGGCAUCUCUCUGUCUGUUCAAAAAACAGUAAAAACUUCCGCCAGCACGAUCAGCGGAUAAACUCUCUCUUUCGUUUGAUGCAAAUUAAACCCAUGAAAACAAAAAAAAACCAAAAGACUGAUUCUUUAGGUUAAAAAAGAAGACAAGAUUUUGCAGGGUUUUGCACCAAUCGAAGCGAGAGAGUCAAAAUGAAGAGGGAUCAAGCCAUGCAGCCAUCAACACGAAACGGAGAGCUUCAACAUCAAUGGAGCUUCAAGAAGAAGAAACAUGGGGAGGAGAGGGAUAUCAUAUAUAUACAUAUAUAUAGUUAUAUGUAGAGGUUAACUUGGAGGAAGAACUCAAAGGGCUCUCUUUAUUCAUCGCCAUGGAUAUACCAGCAGCAAAGCAUGGUGGCGCAACGGCGGAGAAUGUAGAGACGAGCUCGUUGUUCCUUGACCAAGGAAACACAUUUGCUUGUGAAGGCAUGACCUUUGUUGAACUUUCUCUUGAAUUCUGCCAUUAUAUUAGUGAUCAAAGAUUUAGACUUUGUUUUUGGUUUAAGGUUGAGAUCACUUUGGGUGUCCAAAGAAAAAGAGAAAAAAAAAACCUUUUGUGGGUGAUGGAAGAGAGUGCAAA
Messenger RNA from Thlaspi arvense, 2753 nucleotides. The record is from the annotation of a GenBank genome assembly. NCBI's taxonomy places the organism in Eukaryota, Viridiplantae, Streptophyta, Magnoliopsida, Brassicales, Brassicaceae.